Messenger RNA from Cuscuta europaea, 4002 nucleotides. NCBI's taxonomy places the organism in Eukaryota, Viridiplantae, Streptophyta, Magnoliopsida, Solanales, Convolvulaceae. The record is from the annotation of a GenBank genome assembly.
UAUUGAGUUCAUAAAUUGAGGGAAUGGGAAGUGCAAAAGAGACUAAAAAGAAGAAAAAAGGAGGCAGGUCUUUGUGGUAUAUUUUCAAACUCCAGGCGGAUGGAGUGGAUCUCCUUUUGAUGAGCCUCGGCUUCUUCGGCGCCAUAGGCAAUGGUAUUUCCGCUCCCAUUAUGUAUGUGUUCACCGGCAGGAUCAUGAACAAUCUCGGCGGUGCAUCACCUUCCACCAGCGGCGGCGGCGGCCGAGGCGGUGGUUUUUCUCACCAUGUCAACCAGAAUGUCCUAAAUUUCUGUUAUCUGGCAUGCUGGCAAUGGGUGGCGUGCUUUCUUGAGGGGUAUUGUUGGACAAGAACGGCAGAGAGGCAAGCAUCCAGAUUGAGGAUGAGAUAUAUGAAAGCGGUAUUACGUCAAGAUGUUGGCUACUUUGAUUCGCACGUCUCAAGCACAGCUGAUGUCAUCGAUAUCAUAUCUGUAGAUAUUAUGGCUAUUCAGGACCUCAUCAGCGAGAAGAUUCCAACAUUGUUAACGAACCUGGCGCUUUUUGUGUCAUCCUAUGUGGUCGGGUUCAUGAUGCUAUGGAGGCUAGCCAUCGUCGGAGUUCCGUUCAUCGCGUUUCUGGUGAUUCCGGGAUUGAUAUCGGGGAGGGCGCUGACCGGAAUUGCAAGAAAGAUGAGGGCGGAGUACAGUAAGGCUGGGCGCAUCGUGGAACAAGCCAUUUCUUCAAUCAGGACCGUUUAUUCGUUCGCCGGGGAAGAGAAGACCGUCGCAAAUUACUCCGCUGCCCUCGAGAGGGCCGUGAAGAUCGGGCUGCGGCAAGGGCUCGUGAAGGGCUUGGCCGUGGGUAGUAAUGGGAUUGUCUUUGCGAUGUGGGGCUUCAUGGCCUAUUACGGUAGCAACCUGGUCAUCUAUCACGCAGCACGUGGCGGCACCGUAUUUGCUGUCGGUUCCUCAAUUGCCCGCGGUGGAAAGGCAUUGGGGCCUGUAUUUUCAGAAAUAAAGUAUUUAUCAGAGGCUACAAUAUCACUGGAACGAAUAAUGGAAGUCAUAAAAAGAGUUCCAAGUAUCGAUUCAGAGAGUAAAGAGGGCCAAACCCUAGAAAACGUAUGCGGAGAGCUCGAAUUUAGAAACGUUGACUUUGCAUACCCAACAAGACCUGAAAGCAAAAUUUUGAAAGACUUUAGCUUGAGAAUCCCGGCCGGGAAGAAGGUGGCACUGGUGGGGGGAAGUGGUUCCGGGAAGUCCACAGUUGUGGGAUUGUUACAGAGGUUUUAUGACCCCAUUAAUGGCGAAAUUCUUCUUGAUGGGGUGUGUAUUAAUAAGAUUCAGGUAAAGUGGCUAAGGUCACAAAUGGGACUAGUGAGUCAAGAACCAGCCUUAUUUGCCACCACAAUCAAGGAAAACAUAUUGUUUGGAAAGGAGAGUGCAUCCAUGGAAGAGGUCAUUCAGGCUGCCAAAGCUUCAAAUGCUCAUAACUUCAUUUCUCAAUUCCCACUUGACUAUGAUACCCAGGUGGGAGAAAGAGGGGUGCAGAUGUCAGGAGGGCAGAAACAAAGAAUCGCAAUAGCAAGAUCCAUAAUUAAGACACCCAGAAUCCUUCUCCUUGACGAAGCGACUAGUGCACUUGACUCUGGAUCAGAACAGCUGGUCCAAGAAGCACUUGAUGAGGCCUCCAUUGGACGGACCACCAUCAUCAUAGCUCAUCGUCUCUCUACAAUCAAGAACGUUGAUCUAAUUGCGGUCGUUCAAAAUGGUCACAUUAAAGAAAUUGGUUCACAUAAGUGCCUCAUUGAAGAUGAAGAUGGUAUUUACUCCUCCCUUAUCCACCUCCAGCACACUGCAAGUGCUCAUGAAACUUCUAAAAUGGUCACGCUUGAUGUGGUUACAAACUCUCAUGCUGAGAGCAUAUCUGUUAAGAACAGAUCCAACUUAACCCCAAAAGAGUUGCUAAGAGAAGAAGAUUAUACAACUCAUCUUAAGGGUGUUGAUCGUACAUAUUUAUCCGAUGUAGGAGAUCAUGGUGUUAAGAAAAAAGAUGUCUUUCACAAGCCUUCAUUUAAAAGACUACUUUCCAUGAACUCUCCGGAAUGGAAGCAAGCCACAUUAGGCUCAAUAGGAGCAAUUCUAUUUGGUGGAGUUCAACCAUUGCAUGCAUUUGUAUUGGGUUCCAUGGUAUCAGUGUAUUUUUUGCCCAACCAUGAUGAGAUCCAACGAAAAAUCAAGGUGUAUGCUUUAUGCUUUCUUGGGCUUGCCGUUUUCUCAUUUUUCAUUAAUAUACUUCAACAUUAUAAUUUUGCUGUCAUGGGAGAGUACUUAACUAAAAGGGUUAGAGAAAGAGUGUUGUCUAAGCUGCUUACGUUUGAAAUCGCUUGGUAUGACAAGGAUGCAAACGCUACCGGUUCCAUUUGCUCAAGACUUUCUAAAGAUGCCAAUGUGGUUAGAUCUCUGGUGGGUGAUCGUAUGGCAUUGCUAAUUCAAGCAGCCUCGACAAUACUUAUAGCAUGGACAAUGGGGCUCAUUAUCACAUGGCAACUUGGACUUGUUAUGGUGGCAGUCCAACCGUUAAUCAUAUCUUGUUACUAUUGCAAACGCGUUAUGCUAAAGAGCAUGUCAAAGAAAGCAAACAAAGCCCAACAAGAAAGCAGCAAGCUCGCAGCAGAAGCAAUUACAAACAUGCGAACUAUCACUGCAUUCUCAUCCCAGUCUAGAAUUCUUGAUAUGCUCAAAAAAUCUCAAGAAAGUCCCAAAAAAGAGAACAUCCGCCAAUCAUGGAUUGCAGGCAUUGCACUUGGUGCUUCCAAUAGCCUCAUGACGUUUACUCGGGCUUUAGGCUAUUGGUACGGUGGUAAGUUGGUUGCAGAAGGCGCUACUGGAGCUAAAUCAGUCUUUCAAACGUUUCAGAUUUUAUUGACAACCGGGCGAGUCAUAGCUGAUGCUGGGACCAGAACCAAUGAUCUAGCCAAAGGUUCUGAUGCGGUGGGAUCUGUGUUUGCAAUAUUGGACCGUCACUCAAUGAUUGAACCCAAAGAUUAUAAUGAUAAUGAGGUUUUAUUUGGACACAUCGAAUUCCAAAACGUUUAUUUCGCAUACCCCGCAAGGCCUAACAUCGUUAUUUUCAACAGUUUUUCAAUCACGUUUGAUGCGGGGAAGUCAACAGCUCUUGUUGGAUCGAGUGGUUCUGGUAAGUCAACCAUUAUUAGCUUGAUUGAAAGAUUCUACGAUCCGAUUGACGGUGCUGUGAGAAUAGAUGGUCGUGAUGUAAAAUCAUACGACUUGCGUACUUUAAGAAAAAACCAUAUUGCACUUGUGAGCCAAGAGCCGACAUUGUUCGCCGGAACAAUACGAGACAAUAUUUUAUACGGGGCAGCGGGUGAAGCCAAUGAGGUAGAGAUCAUCGAGGCAGCAAAGGCAGCCAAUGCUCAUGAUUUCAUUUCAUCGUUGGAGGAUGGGUAUGACACUUGGUGUGGAGAUAGGGGGUUGCAGUUGUCUGGGGGGCAAAAGCAACGGAUAGCUAUAGCCAGGGCACUUCUAAAGAACCCAAAAAUAUUGUUAUUGGAUGAGGCCACAAGUGCAUUAGAUAGCCAUUCAGAGAAAUUAGUCCAAGACGCACUUGAACGACUCAUGAUGGUUGGUAGUCGUACUAGUGUGCUGGUAGCACACCGUUUGAGUACCAUUCAACACUGCGAUUCUAUUGUUGUAUUAGACGACGGGAAUGUCGUGGAGAAGGGGACUCAUUCAUCUUUGCUGGCCAAAGGGCCUAGUGGGACCUACUUCUCCUUGGUUAACCUUCAAUCAAACGCUACCCAACUCAACUCAAGUAAUGAGGAGUAGUCAUUGUAUUAUUGUAUGUCACUCAUCUUUGUAACUGUCUUGAGACAUACCCCACAAAAUGACAUAUAUGUGAUGUUUGAAAUUAUAUUCUAAUGUAACAUAGGAUGUAUCAAACUAUGGACAUGUAUAUUAUUGUAUAUUUAAUCACAUAAGUUUUAGAAAGAACCAUGUACAC